Triticum aestivum (bread wheat) is the source of this 2761-nucleotide messenger RNA. RefSeq lists its product as uncharacterized. The coding region runs from base 1495 to 2553 and encodes 352 amino acids. The transcript has 7 exons. The record is from RefSeq and is a predicted model, not a curated record. Gene Ontology annotation, molecular function: protein binding. NCBI's taxonomy places the organism in Eukaryota, Viridiplantae, Streptophyta, Magnoliopsida, Poales, Poaceae.
UUGAUGCUUGCAUUGAUAUAAGAAUCUUAACAUCAAAGGUGUUAAACAACAUAUUCAAUUCUUUAAAGAAUUCUACAGAGUUUUUGAUUGUUACCCACUAUAGUUAGCUCAAUCUUCAACAUUUUUAAAGGAAAAUUAUGUGCACUCAAACUGCGUGGUAUGUUUUACUUUUUGAACAAAAAAAACUGAGCACAACCUGUUAAUAUGGUUGCCCAAAGUUACUACAUCAUAAUGCACUGCAUUGUUACUCCUCAUAUGUAGUAUAAGAACUUUCAGUAUUCACCUCAUUGUUUACCUUUACUAGUGCAAAGAUAUUUUACUGUUCCCUCUCCGUCCUUUCUUCUCUUAUGUCUUUGGCUCCAAAAAGAAAAGGAAGUAUGAGGAAAGCUUGUGCCAAAAGCAUAUAAAUAAUAACUGGUGACUGCCUGACGUAUUCAAGCUAUAUUAGCCUUUUGCAUUUUAUGUUCUUACUCUGUUUUGUAGAUGUUGUGAGAUUCUUGAAGCUUUGACCGGUUUUGAUUUUGUUAGGUGAAGCUUCUAAUCUUCAUUCAUGUUUAUUCCAUUGGUAUAGACUGCAACUAUAGCGUAACAGUGAGUGCAGGUCAUGUCAUAACUCAUAAGUUGAGCCGGAUCUGGUAACUGAAGCUGUAGUUUCAUUUCUGCAAUUAGUGGGCUUGUAUAUUAGGAUAGAACUGCAAUACAACGGACUCAACAGGGUUCUUAAGCAGGUGGUUGAGCAUCCUCACUCCUCAGUGGCCGGCUCUGUCAUAUGACAUCUUCGGAAUAUGAUAUGAUAGGUUAUUUUAGCAAGGUUCGGUCAGAUUAUUCAUAUUCCCAUUUCUUUUUGGCAGGUUGAACAUUAGAGAGAUGCUAACAAAAUUUUAUGCAGGACUUCUUAUGGUAUUAACUUUGACCUACUAAAAGUCCUUGAAUGCUACUCCCUCCGUCCUAAAAUAAGUGUCUCAACUUUGUACUAACUUUAGUACAAAGUUGUACUAAAGUUGAGACACUUAUUUUGGACGGAGGGAGCGGAGGGAGUACAUCUUUUGCAUUAUUGGCCGAGUGAAUUGUGUGUGCAUGUCUUGCAUUCUCGGAUACAUUCUGCUGUCGAUUAUUGUACUAUUUGACAUUUUGACGUCAUUUUAUUUCCAUGAGCUCGUAGUUAUGGGUCCGGUUCCUAAAAGGCCUUAUCUGCCUAUCCUCUUUUAAAUUGCUAUAAAUAGUGUGUGGCCGCACCCGCACCAAUGUACAAAAAGUCUGCAUUAGCCCUUGAACUUCUGUAAGGAGUUGAAAAUUGGGUCACUAACUCACCAUAAACUGUUGCAUUGGAUUAUCUUCAGUUGGUUUCAGGUAAGAUAACCAAAUGCUUCUUCAGCUGUAUUUUACUAACGAUGGUUGGCGUUUUAGACAUAGGUAUUCCUUUAGGUACAUCUUGAAAUACUCCUAGGUCCUAACCAUAAUGGUAGAGUUACAGUCUGUAGUUGAGUUGGUCAAAUGGGAGUGAUGCCUAGAAAUGUGCAUGAGUGUGUAGGAAGUUAUCGGCCCUUUGGUUUGUGCAGUUUCAGACACAACUCAGAUUGCCAAUCGGUUUUCCAGCAAAUUCUUAUGGAUACGCUAAGGAAUCUUGUGUGGGCCACAUCCAAGCAUGAUGUUUACAUGGCACAGAACAAUUCAGUGAUGCACUGGUCUUCUCUUCUUCAAAGAGGGACAGAAGUGCUCCACGUUGCAGGCCAAGUUGUUCCAAAGCAGAAGACGCAUGGAGCUCGGACACUGUCCAGAGUGCAGAUCAGCACAAUGGCCCUAAAAGACAAUCUCAUGGUAGCGGGUGGUUUCCGUGGUGAACUGAUUUUCAAGUAUGUUGACAAGCCCGGGGUGGCAUUCUGUACGAAUGCCGCUGAUAAUAAAAACUCCGUCACGAAUGCUGUAGAUGUGUACGAGUCUCCUAGCGGCGCUACUCGAGUGACGGCGGCCAACAAUGACUGCACUGUCAAAUUUCUUGAUGCCGAGAGGUGCAGCCUGCUUAGUCGCUUUACUUUCCCGUGGUCGGUCAAUAACACAUCGGUGAGUCCUGAUGGCAAGCUCCUCGCGGUCCUCGGCGACAGCUCCGACUGCGUGAUCACCGACGCUCAAUCGGGCGAAGAGAUAGCGACUCUCAAAGGGCACCUGGACUACUCGUUCUCAUCGGCCUGGCACCCCGGCGGGCACGUCCUGGCGACGGGGAACCAGGACAAGACGUGCCGGCUGUGGGACACGCGCAACCUGUCGGCGCCGUUCGCGGUGCUGGGAGGGAGGAUCGGUGCGGUCCGGGGCCUCCGGUUCUCGUCGGACGGGCGGUUCCUGGCGGCGGCGGAGGCGGCGGACUUCGUCCACGUGUACGACGCGCGGGCCGGCUACGGCGCCGCGCAGGAGAUCGGGCUGUUCGGGGAGAUCGCGGGCGUGGCGUUCAGCCCGGACGCGGACGCGCUGUUCGUCGGGGUCGCGGACCGGGCCUACGGCAGCCUGCUCGAGUUCGGCCGGCGGGGCCGGCACGCCUACCUGGACUCGUACCUGUGACUGAGUGGAACAGUCAUGUCGGCCGCGCGUCGAGUAGAUGCCUAGAUGUGUGUAUAGUGCUCCAUAUGGCAAGUGGUGGUUUCUGUUUAUAUGCGGAGUGGUACAAGUGAAAAGAUGCUACGGUGCAACUGGGUACAGAUGGUACAUGAUCUGGACUGACCCUGAUUCAGAAGUCAGCAGGUACUACAGAAUUUGGUUCGCGUGAGAA